UUAUCAAUCUUAAGUUAUAAAUUCUGGUGAGCUGGCUUAGAAGACAACCAACAAUACAAUGAUAAAAAUUGUUGGCAACAUCGGCUGUCACAUGUGGCUAUCCUAACCAAAAAACCGAGCAAUUGUUUUAAGUUCAUUUAUCGUUUAAUACAUUAAGAUUUACCCCAAUUUUACAAUUGAGCACAACCUGAAACAAUAAUAAUGGAAGAGGACGACGUGGAGGUGAUAUACUUAGACGAAGACGAAGACUUUGCAGAGGAAGUGCCCGAUGAAGACAUGUUUAGUGAAGAACCGGAAGACGAUGAAGAUUUCUCAAAAACCACGUUCGCCAAACAUUCAAAAUCGGUGUUUUGCGGCGAUUUGAGCAAAAACAGCGAGCUUGCGGCGACAGGGGGCGAAGACGACUUUGCCUAUCUCUGGUCCACUCAAACCGGGGACGUUAAACUUACGUGCACGGGCCAUAAAGACUCGGUAAUUGCGGUUUGUUUUAACCACGACAACAAACUGUUAGCGACUGGAGACAUGUCCGGUUUGAUCCAAGUCUGGAACGUCCAAGACAGCAAACUGAUUUGGUGCUACGAGAGCGACGAUUUGGAGUGGUUGAGUUGGCACACGUUUGCCAAUGUUUUGAUCGCUGGGACGCAGUCUGGAGAGGUUUAUGUUUGGCAAAUCCCCCAAGGCAAUUGUCACGUGUUAACGUCUCACGGUUCGUCAUGCACUUGCGGGAAAUUACUGCCGGACGGUAAACAGAUCCUUGCCGGUUAUGCCGAUGGUUUGGUUAAGUUAUGGGACAUUAAAAGCGGGACGGUGAAAUGGCAAGUUGCGGAUCAAUCCAAAGGCAAUGUCACCUCAAUUGAAAUCGAUUCAAGUGGGACUUUGUGUUCCGUUGCCCCAAGUUCGAGUUUAAUCAACAUUUCCAACGGGAAAUCACUUGGUGCCUUGUUGGUUGAGGGAGAAACGGACAUAGAGGCUCACAUUUUUAGCAGCGAGCUUAAUCUUUUAGUCACUGGGUCGUUAAGUGGGCAAGUGUGCGUCUGGGACGUGGCCAAGCACGUGAUAAGGCAUCAAGCGAGGCUUGAUAGUGGGAUAACCGUCUUGAAAUUGGGGUCAAACGGGACUGUUUUUAUUGGAUCAACUAGGGGACCAGUUUACUUGUGUGAUGUUCGGACCGGUAGUUACCUCCACACGUUAAAAGGGCAUAAAGCUAAUGUCUUGAGUUUGUGUCUGGCGCUUGAUGGGGGCUCGGUUUUAACUACUUCCGACGACAAAACGGCAAAGAUUUUUCUCAUUAAUGAAAUAGUUAAUAAAUCGGGAUGAUGGGCAAAAAUCAAUAAAUUUUAUAACUGUUUUAGUUUUUUCAUAUAAAUGUUUAUUGAUUUCUUGAAACAAAUACAAAACCUGGUACAAUUAA
Messenger RNA from Tribolium castaneum (red flour beetle), 1411 nucleotides. RefSeq lists its product as uncharacterized. Gene Ontology annotation, molecular function: protein binding. NCBI's taxonomy places the organism in Eukaryota, Metazoa, Arthropoda, Insecta, Coleoptera, Tenebrionidae. The transcript has 2 exons. The record is from RefSeq and is a predicted model, not a curated record. Bases 202 to 1317 code for a protein of 371 amino acids.